Gongylonema pulchrum is the source of this 804-nucleotide messenger RNA. NCBI's taxonomy places the organism in Eukaryota, Metazoa, Nematoda, Chromadorea, Rhabditida, Gongylonematidae. The record is from the annotation of a GenBank genome assembly.
AUGAUGAGCAGCAGCGUCGGUGAUGAAGCCUGUAAGAAAUUUUGGAGUAAAUUUUCAAAGCAGUGCGAUAAUCGAACAAUGAUGCUGAAUGCUAGCGCUGAUCAAAUUGAAGCUCCGGAUCGUUGCGAUAUUUUGGACGAUUUACCGGAUUUGACAGGCAUGGAUAUUGUCGAAGUGGGGUCUGGAAUUGGGCGCUUUACUGGUGCAUUGGCACAAUCAGCAAGCAGCGUAUUGGCAACAGACUUCAUUGAAGAUUUUGUGGAAACAAAUCAGAAAAGAAAUGCGGAACGAGGAAAUAUAAGCUAUCGCAUCUGCAGUGCGACGGAUUUGAAACUGAAGGAAUCGAGGCAAGUGAACGGCGAAGUUUUUGCAUCAGUUGUGGACUUUGUCUUUACUAACUGGUUGUUGAUGUAUCUCAGCAAUGAGGAGGUGAUCGCAUUCCUGCAAAAAACCCUCGAAUGGCUUCGUCCCAACGGCUACAUGCAUAUUCGCGAAUCCUGCACACAUGCAUCAUCUGGUUCAACGACAGACUCACUGCAUUCCACGCAAGAGGACAAUCCAACUCAAUAUCGUUAUUCGUCUGUUUAUAUGCAACUUUUUCGCAAUAUCCGCUACAAAGACAAGAUGGGGCACCUCUAUGAAUUUGAACUUCUGUGGGCCUCCUCAGUACCAACGUACAUUAUUCCAUUGGAUCAAGUUCUAAUGAAAUACAAACUUCCUCAGCACGCAAAUCUCAUGAUUUGCGAUGGUUGUUUUUUGGGACAUUCAGUUUGCGUCGAUCCGCAACAUAUUGCAAAGGUAUAA